Molecule: messenger RNA, 2001 nt
Organism: Lichtheimia ornata
Lineage: Eukaryota; Fungi; Mucoromycota; Mucoromycetes; Mucorales; Lichtheimiaceae
Exons: 6
Coding region: 1-2001 (666 amino acids)
Biological process (GO): chromatin organization
Cellular component (GO): histone deacetylase complex
Molecular function (GO): histone deacetylase activity
Source: RefSeq, a predicted model, not a curated record
AUGAAGACCUCUUCCACCCCAGGCUCGGAUGACGAAGGUGCUGUCGUGAGCGAUAACGAUUUGGCUCAGUACAUGCCACAGCCUGAUGCUGAUGGUUUUAUCUUUCCGGAGCGCAUUCUCAGCAGCAGCAACAACAACAGCAGCAAAAAGGAAAAGAGCACCACACCCGUUAGCAGAAAUGUCCCUUCAUGGCCCGAUUCGACGUGUAUCGAUCUCACAGAUGACGAUCCGUUACCGAUAUCCGCAGCAGCCGUUGUUCCCGUUGUUGACUCGAGUGAAGACGAGCAAGAACAAGAGCCUACAACACGUCAACACCAACAACCAAGAGUCGAAUCGGCGUUCAUAUCAUCAUCAUCAGCAGCAUCCUCAUCACGCGAAACGACACCUACUCCCAAUACCGUUGAAAAGAGUGACUCGGGUUAUCUUGAUUUUGAUGAACUUAUGGAGGAUGUGGAAGAAGAAGAAGAAGAAGAGAUUGAUGUUACUGGCAUGGCAACAAGUGAUGAGAUGGACAUUCAGCAAGAGCAGCACGACAUGUUGACAGAAGAGGAAUAUCAAUUGGAGGAGGAGACAGCAUUAGAAGGUAGCCGUGUGAAGCAGCCGCGUCCUGUUCCCACCGAACCAACGACAACAUCAAACUUUGAUCCAGGGAUGGAAGAUGACACUUUUGACGAUUUUGAUAUCAGUGCCGAAUUGUCUGAUGUCAAUUCAAGCAUAUUUGAAAGCCCAGCACCAGCACUACCACCAUCCAAGGCGCAUCAUCGAUCAUCAUUGAAAAUACCCCACCACCACCACCACCAGCCAUCAACAACAACAACCAAAGUCAAUGACACUACAAUGAUUAAAACAACGGCACGUCGAAUACAUCUUGGAAAGGACAUGAUGGUGCGACCCAAACCGAAAAAGAGAAGAUGCAACAAGUUACCCACUGGCUAUGUAUACGACAUUUGCAUGUUUUUCCAUGCUGAAUUGGAACCGCUCGAUGGUGAUGCACCUCAUCCUGAAUCACCUUACCGGAUCUAUGAGAUUUAUAAGCGUUUGAGGAAUGAAGGGUUAUUGGAUCAAUGCGUACGUAUCAAGAGUCGCUAUGCAAAUCGACAAGAGAUUUUAAACGUGCAUGAAUUUGAGCAUUACGAUAAAAUGCGCGCUCUCGAAGAUAUGGACCGAAAUCAAUUGAUUGAUCUUGCAAGAGAGUAUGAUUCUUUAUAUCUCAAUGCCGAAUCCUUCAAUUGUGCCCUUUUAUCAGCUGGAUCGGUCAUUGAAGCAUGUGUGGCGGUGGUCAAGGAUCAAGUCAAGAACGCAUUUGCUAUUGUACGGCCUCCAGGACAUCAUGCGGAACAAAGUGAACCUAUGGGAUUUUGUCUUUUCAACAAUGUGGCCGUGGCGAUUUCCUACUUGCGAGAACAUCAUCCUGAAAUCGGGCGGAUAAUGGUUUUGGAUUGGGAUAUUCAUUUUGGCAAUGGUACACAACGUUUGACAAACGAUGAUCGAGAUGUGUUGUACGUAUCCCUUCACCGGUACGACAAUCAAGAUUUCUAUCCUUGCGAUUCUCGUGGUAGUGAGAUUUAUUGUGGCAGUGGCAAUGGAAAAGGGAGAACGGUGAAUAUACCCUGGUCAUGGGAGGAGGUGACCGAUGGCGACUACAUUUACGCCUUUCAACAAGUGGUGAUGCCGAUCGCCAUGGAAUUUGCUCCGUCUUUGGUCAUUGUAUCAGCAGGGUUUGAUGCAGCCCUUGGUGAUCAUAUUGGACAAUGUUGUGUCACACCAGCAGGAUAUGGACAAAUGACACAUUUGUUGAAAAGUUUGGCUGAUGGUCGAUUGAUGUUGGCGUUGGAAGGCGGAUACAAUCUUGAGGCAAUCUCCAAAUCGGCAGCGGCGUGUAUGGAAGUCCUCGUAGGGGAUGCACCCCAACUUCCUGAAAUCGUUCAACCCACAAGUCAAUGUAUCAAAUUAAUCAAACGCAUUAAACGUAUACAGCAAGAAUAUUGGAGAUGUUUUUAA